Messenger RNA from Notothenia coriiceps (black rockcod), 747 nucleotides. RefSeq names its product chromodomain-helicase-DNA-binding protein 6-like. NCBI's taxonomy places the organism in Eukaryota, Metazoa, Chordata, Actinopteri, Perciformes, Nototheniidae. The record is from RefSeq and is a predicted model, not a curated record. The transcript is spliced from 8 exons. Bases 1 to 747 code for a protein of 248 amino acids.
AUGACGGAUGUUUGUCGGAAGGACUCCUCGGACCAAAAAGAUCCAGGCGCAGCGCCGGUGGAGAAGAAGAAGAAGGGCAAGAGGAGAAACCAGGAGCAGGCUGCCAGGGAGGGGGCGGAGAGUGACGACACUACCUCAACGCCAGCCCCCAACCUGGGUGGAGAGGAGAGCCAAGACCCCCUGGAUCACACGAAGCGGCGUUCUGGACGUCAGGUGAAGAGGAGGAAGUAUAACGAGGAUCUGGACUUCAAGGUGGUGGACGAUGAUGGAGAGACUAUCGCAGUUCUUGGAGCCGGUCGCAUCUCAGCGCUCAACGCCACGGCGCUGGCAUGGCAGGCGGAGGAACCACCUGAGGACGAAGCCAACAUCAUUGAGAAAAUUCUGUCCGUCAAAUCAGUAAAGAAAGAGACUUCAUCAGAGGAGGACCAAGUGGAGGAGACAGAGGAGUUUUAUGUCAAGUACAGAAAUUUUUCUUAUAUGCACUGCAAGUGGGCCACUCUGGAGGAGCUGGAGAAAGAUCCCAGAAUCCACCAGAAGAUUAAACGCUUCAGGACCAAACAGGCUCAGACCAAACAUCUGUUCACAGAGUCCGAUGAGGACUUAUUUAACCCGGACUACGUGGAGGUGGACAGAGUGCUGGAGGUGGCUGUUACUACAGACACUGAUACUGGAGAGGAGGUGACCCACUACCUGGUGAAGUUGUGCACUUAUUUCCUGUGGGCAUUGUUUCCCGUUGUGUUAUCGUAG